AUGGAGGUAUUCAACGAGACUGAAGACGAAUGGCAAGGCUUACCAGAUCAGCCACCCCUGCCAUCGCCAACUCCGCCCCCACCUCUUGAGCUAGCAAGGGAAGCAACUCCAUGUAAGAGGAAGGCUAAUCAAGAACAAGGGGAAACGCUUCAAGAAUUAGAGGAUGAACGACUUGCGGCAGCUAGUUCGAUAAUACGUGAGCAACUAUAUGGGCCUCUAUAUGCUCAUUUGCCCAAUGUUUAUCUGGACUGGGAGCUGGAAGGCUAUAUCUGCCGUGUCAUAGGAAGCAGAUGUUUUGGUCAUGAUUUUGUGCAUUUGCAUCUAUUAAAGAGACAUCUUGAGUCUGGAUACCAUCAGGCCCAUAACGCGACCCAUGGUCCUGUAGAACGAACACCACCCCCACGACAGAAUUAUGUACGCCAGGAAAAUCGCAUCUUAGGAACAGAGGUCGACCGCAUAGACAUCCAGGAGGCAGCAACAGACGAUGUCACACUCUUCCCAGAACUCAUAAAUCAUCAAGAUACCCCUUCGAGAGCCACAGCAAUCCAACACCUCCAGUUAGAGAUUGAAGAUAGUGAGGAUAGCUGUUCAGAGCUCCCAACCAACCAACAUCUCUUGUCAGAGGUGAGAGAUAGUGGAGAUUUAGAGAUCCCUCCUUCUGAAUCUCUCUUGUCAGAAAUCCCAGACAGCGAAGGCUCCCCACAACUACCGCUAACCGAUCUGCCAAAUGCCACAAAGCCAGGCCUUGAUUAUGAGACUGAUCAUGAAUCUGAAAGUGUAGAAAGUGUUAUUGUAGUUGUACCAUGUGAAGUUGCUAACUGCGAGAAGUGUAUUGAGUUUACGGUUUCACAUAUUUAG
This is a messenger RNA of Trichoderma harzianum CBS 226.95, 858 nucleotides long. RefSeq lists its product as hypothetical. The transcript has 3 exons. Lineage: Eukaryota; Fungi; Ascomycota; Sordariomycetes; Hypocreales; Hypocreaceae. Bases 1 to 858 code for a protein of 285 amino acids. The record is from RefSeq and is a predicted model, not a curated record.